AUACUGCUUUGCCCUUAUCCCAAAUUGUCUGUAUGUCUGUGAAACAGUUCUGCCAGAUUUAUUUGAUUAGGAGGUUAUGUAAUGUAAAGUGCGUUCACAAGCACUGUAGUCAAAUCCGGUUAGACUCCGCCUCCUGGGAAGCUUAUAUAAAUACGCAGGUUCACUCUGCUUCAUUUGUGAAGGCAAGUUGCACACACAGAGGGAGAAAGAAAGCUCACUUUGUACCUGCGUGGAUGACUGCUUGAAAACCGAACAAGUACCAUCGCCUGCGUGUGCACUGCACAGAACAAAAACAGCAACGUCUAAAUAUGCCUUUUCCACCGAUCAAUCUGCAUCAACGCAUGACUUCUCCGGGAAAGGAGCUUUUUAAGAAAAUGAAAUCCAACAUAACCCCUCUUCACUCUUUUCAAACCAAAGCUCAGGAGGAGGAGAACACUACAGAAAAGCAAAGCUUUGCAAGCUCCAUCAAACAGCUGGGGCGCAAACCUCAACCGAGAAGCAAUCUGACACUUGCCCAAAGAGGUGGCUCCAAUCUGGCAUUGAAAGCGCCGAAGAGCUACCGGCUCGCUCUGGCGGAGAAGCUGUCGAAUUCCUUUGACAGCAUGCCUGCUUCCGGCGGGUCUGCUGGUACUCUGAAGGGCAGCAAUGCUUCCUCUCAGGAAGACGCCGGCGAAGUCAUACGUUUCUCCCUUAGUCUGACUCCUGAAGCCAUUCUUGUCAUCCAGAAGCGUAAUUUGGAAAAGCAGCUGUUGGCAAGCCAGCAGAAAAGCACCUGCCCUUCGGGUUUCAGACACAAGCGGAUCUUUCCGGGCAAAAUAAAGCAAGUUUUAAAAAGCAGCUCCGUCGCCAAAUCGUGUAACCCCGAUGACAUAAAGACCAUUGUAAAAAUCUCUUUGCUGAAUGAUCGGUAUAAAUACGACGACGUGGAGUACGAGGAGGAGGACAGUGAUGUGGAUGAAACCGUGAUGUGGAAAUGCAGAGAGUGGCUUGAAGGAGUGGAAAGCGCCGCUGCCUUAGAAAAAAUGGACAAGCUGGCGACAUUGCCUCAUCUGAGUACCUGCUAGCAACCAGCUGGCUUCCAAGACAUUUUUAAUUUCCACCACGCAAACAAAACUGUGUGUGCUCUUGGAAGAAUCCACUCUGGAAACACAUUUUCCUGUAACAGAUCCCAAUGGUUCUUUGAACAAAAUAACAAAAAGACAAAGAAGACAUGGAAUAAAACGGCUUUGAUGAGCAUCCUGCCAGCAUUCCCGUUCAGUGUGGAAUCCCUGGCAGUGACUGUGUAACACGGAACAUUGUACAAAAUGCACAUAUAUAACGUUGUAUGUAAAUUCAAGUUUUAAGUGAUGUACAUAUUAUUUAUUAUGAAAUACAAGAAUGUUUUCAUAAGUUGUGCCUUUGCGAUUUUACGCUGUUUUGUAAAGUGUAGUUUAUACGGAAUAAAAUUAUUUAAAAUCUA
Messenger RNA from Acipenser ruthenus (sterlet), 1459 nucleotides. Its product is annotated as proline-rich protein 18-like. The transcript has a single exon. The coding region runs from base 309 to 1064 and encodes 251 amino acids. The record is from RefSeq and is a predicted model, not a curated record. NCBI's taxonomy places the organism in Eukaryota, Metazoa, Chordata, Actinopteri, Acipenseriformes, Acipenseridae.